AGCACUCGCAUAUUAAACCAGAAAAACGGGAAACAACGCUACGCAAAAAUGCGUACAGCGACAAUCGGUGCCAACUAGUGCUUCCCGGUCACGCGAAACCCAUAAAUCCCAUCAUACAUCCCAAUGGACCAUCUAAAGCCAGGAGACUCCUGCCUCGAGUGCGUGGAACUCGGAUUAGAUCACAAGCUCCGCCUAUUCUACAUCAAUCUUGAAGAGGAACUGCUCAAGUGUGAAUCUCGUACCUGCCUUUGGCCCCACAAUGAUGAGGUUUCCUCGGAUGAGGAUGUAGACUUCGCGGAUCCUGCUGAAAUAGAUCUGAAUGUAUGGAAAUCUGAUCAUUCGUCUGCAAGCUUCUCUUCUCCGCCAGCACAUCCCGCUCCAAAAACGACUGAUAAGGUGGAGAGUUCUUCCUAUUCUGAAGAAGCUUCAUUUCCUGCAACGGAGCCAGACGAUGACGAUGAGUUCAUUAUAGGAUUGCUUCAGCAACUAGAUCCAGCUCCGCAGAUUGUAUCUUCACUUCCCGAACUAUCCUCUGCAGCCCAUCCUGAAACGAAGACCCAGUCCGAUUUUGACAUGCCGAAUCUCAUGGAUUUCAAUAUAGACUUUCCCGAACCUGAAACAGAACCUGCUACAGAAUCCGAAAAACCUCCACUGGAUAAGGAAUCUGACCAUCCACCCACGAAGCUUAAGAUUAAAGAGCAAAAAGGAUCCCUGCUGAAAAGCCUUAAAAGCCAAUUGUCGGACAAGCUGAAUAGUUUGUCGGAAAAGGAAUUGCAAAGUGAAGAAAAAUUCAAUCCUGCUCCUGCUGAUAUCAAACCUCAAAUCACAAGCAACCAGCAGAUAGAUCCCUUCAGCAGCCCGCUGAAGAAAGCCUCUACGCAGCCGCGUAGUCCCCAACCGGCCUUAAAUAUUAUCAUCAGUAUUCCGGAGCUGAAAAAGCCCAAUUCCUUUUUGGAUGUAAUUAAGCGCCAUAACACCGAGCGAUCGUCGGGAGCUCGGGGAGAAAAACGUAACAGAUACCCAGGACGGGGUAGAGGCCGCUACACCAAAGCGGUAAAGCACUUGUUCGACAAUUUGGAGAACACAAAUGGAAAGCAAACGCCGCCCCGACCUUGACUGAUUCAGAUAUGUGUGUUUUUUUUUUAAGUUUUAGAAAUAAAUUUGCAUAUUAAAUAUGCAUAUACCGGAUAAGAACUCAAA
This is a messenger RNA of Drosophila ananassae, 1200 nucleotides long. RefSeq lists its product as uncharacterized. The record is from RefSeq and is a predicted model, not a curated record. The coding region runs from base 124 to 1116 and encodes 330 amino acids. Lineage: Eukaryota; Metazoa; Arthropoda; Insecta; Diptera; Drosophilidae. The transcript has a single exon.